AUGGAGGUGUCGCAGGUGUCCAUACAAUGCGCAAAGAAUUGCUGGCCCAACUGCGUCAUCAGGAACAACAUCGCCGACAACAUCGCCACCAACAUCGCCAACAACAUCGCCACCAACAUCGCCAACAACAUCGCCACCAACAUCGCCAACAACAUCGCCAACAACAUCGCCAACAACAUCGCCAACAACAUCGCCGACAACAUCACCAACAACAUCGCCUCCAACAUCGCCUCCAACAUCGCCACCAACAUCGCCACCAACAUUGCCAACAACAUCGCCAACAACAUCGCCACCAACAUCGCCAACAACAUCGCCGACAACAUCGCCGACAACAUCGCCGACAACAUCGCCGACAACAUCGCCGACAACAUCGCCAACAACC
Priapulus caudatus is the source of this 382-nucleotide messenger RNA. RefSeq names its product RUS1 family protein homolog. The transcript has 2 exons. The record is from RefSeq and is a predicted model, not a curated record. The annotation marks the transcript as partial. Lineage: Eukaryota; Metazoa; Priapulida; Priapulimorpha; Priapulimorphida; Priapulidae.